Symbiodinium sp. CCMP2456 is the source of this 440-nucleotide messenger RNA. The record is from the annotation of a GenBank genome assembly. NCBI's taxonomy places the organism in Eukaryota, Dinophyceae, Suessiales, Symbiodiniaceae.
AUGACAAUGCAGCCCAUGAUGCCGCAAGCAUUCGUGGUGAACAAUGCGUCGGGUCAGCAGCAGAACCAGAUGCAGUACGGCCAAAUGUACGGAGGCCCGGGCCAAGGGCAGCCGCAUCAAGGACAAGGUAUGGCGCAGCCUACCAUCGUCUUCAACCAAGCAGGAGGCAUGCCCCAGGGCGGCGUCAACAUGGUGCCGAUGCAACUGCAGAACCAGCAGGGGCAGAUGACAGGUGUGACAGCCGGCGGUGCCAUGCCGAAGUUUGGUGGACCGCAACAGCAGAUGGUCGUGGUCCCAAUGAUGCUUGCAAACACGGGCCAAUACGGCAACGGGCAGGCGGGUUUCAUGAUGCAAGGCCAGCAGAUGCCUCCACAGGGAGGGCCUCCUGGAGGGCCCCCGCAGGGCGAUGGGGGCCCAAACCCCAUGAUGCAGCAGGGAAU